Messenger RNA from Alternaria arborescens, 798 nucleotides. RefSeq lists its product as hypothetical. Bases 1 to 798 code for a protein of 265 amino acids. The record is from RefSeq and is a predicted model, not a curated record. The transcript has 6 exons. Lineage: Eukaryota; Fungi; Ascomycota; Dothideomycetes; Pleosporales; Pleosporaceae.
AUGCCUGCUCUAUACGAACAAUUCCUGCUGUUUGGAGACAGCAUAACCCAAGAUUCCUUCUCCCAAGAGCGCGGUUUCGGUUUCUCUGCAGCCCUCCAAGCUGCAUACAUACGACGACUCGAUGUAGUCAAUCGCGGCUUUAGUGGGUACAACACGCGCCAAGCUCUCCAGAUACUCCCUGCGAUCGUGCCUCCGCCAGAUCAGGCUAAGAUCCGGUUCAUGACCGUCUUCUUCGGUGCCAACGACUCGUCCCUACCAGAUGCGCCGAACAAGCAGCACAUUCCGCUCGACGAGUUUAUUCAGAACUUGAAGGACAUCAUUUUCCAUCCAAAGAUCAAAGCUCACAACCCUCGUAUCAUCCUGGUUGCUCCGCCCCCAAUCAACGAGCAUCUCUGGUGGCCAAGAGACCAGUCGAACGGGUAUACUAGCGUCUCGCGUCUAGCCAGUACGACCAAAGCAUAUGCCGAUGCAGUUGUCGAGCUUGGCGCUGAGCUCAAUCUUCCCGUCGUGAAUCUUUGGAAAACCUUCAUGGCGAAGACGGACUUCAAGGCAGACGCUUGGAAGCUCGGUGAUCAGCUGCCUGGGUCUCUAGAUGUUGCGCAGAAUGACGCCUUGGUGGAGCUCAUGUACGAUGGCCUCCACUUCAACCCGGCAGGCUAUGAUAUCUUCUAUCAAGAAUUGAUGAAGGUAGUUGAACAGCAGUGGCCGGAUCAGAUGCCCGAAAAGCUACCCAUGGUAUUGCCGCCUUGGAAUGAUCAAGAAGCAUGGAAGGCAUGGGAAGCCACUCAGACAUCUUAG